AUGGCGUUUAGAGGGAAAGAGAUGAUGAAGAAGCUUGUGAAGAAAGUUGGAGCGGAGACUCUGACGCCGGAGCUGAAAGAGAAGCUCAAAGCUUGUGUUCCUGAUUCCAAAGUCGUCAUGGGAAGAGCCAAACGCGGUCUCUACGCCGGUCGCCAUAUUCACGAUGAGCUCAUAUGUGUUUCUGAAGGGUUUGUUAACUUUGUUGAUCCUGAGUACAGGUCAAGAAGAUGUUGGAAGCCGAAUGUCCAAGAGAAGCGAUUGUUCAGUUACAUAUUCGACCGUCAUAUUAAAGUCAAAGUGACAAUGCACGCUCUCCGCUGCAUCGACAAGGCAGGAGGAAUAGACGAGUACCUGCUCAAAACACCGUACCAAAAGAUGGAUACAGAGAUGGGUCUAUUCUGGAAAACCAAAGUGGAGCAAAGAUAUGCAGAGCUAGGUCAAAUGGAAGUAGCUUUCUUCACUCCAGAGGACGAAGCCAAAUUUGAACAAGGAUUCAAAGACUUGAAGAUAGCUAAGAAAGAUGCUCGUAGAGAAGCUAGAAGAAAAAUGUAUGGAAAGAAAGACGGAGAUGAGGAAGGAGAAGCUUCUCUUGAAGGUGGAGGAGGGUCAGAGACACACCAAGAUGAUCAUGGAUGGUUAGAAGCUAAUGCUUAA
Arabis nemorensis is the source of this 654-nucleotide messenger RNA. Lineage: Eukaryota; Viridiplantae; Streptophyta; Magnoliopsida; Brassicales; Brassicaceae. The record is from the annotation of a GenBank genome assembly.